Molecule: messenger RNA, 1112 nt
Organism: Medioppia subpectinata
Lineage: Eukaryota; Metazoa; Arthropoda; Arachnida; Sarcoptiformes; Oppiidae
Source: the annotation of a GenBank genome assembly
ACUCAAUGAAUGCAUAGUUAAUAUCUGAUGACAAUUAUUGGUGUUUUCAUUGCUAUUGAGCACUGAUUUUGGUUAUAAUUAGGUGUGAAAUGUUUGCCACAAUUCACUAUCAAUUCAUUCAAUUCACAUGUUUUGCGUAAAUGAGUGCCAAAAUUGAUAUAUAUUUUGAUGAGUGCUUAAUAUAUGUGUGAAUUUUAGCCAUCGAUUGAUUUGUAUUGAUUAGCGUUUGACUAUUGAAUCGGCGAAGAAGUUGGGAAGCGAUGGACGGAAUCGAGUCCUCUCGGGUCCGGAUGUUGACCAUAGAGUGGGAAAUGAUGAACAAACGGCGCUUCUUCGCCCUCUCGGCCAUCAACUCUUUGGGUCUCAGAUGUGUGUUAUAUCCUCUAACUGUCAUCAAAACACGUCUUCAGGUCCAAAGACAUGGAGAGAUGUAUAGAGGUUUUUGGAUAAAUUCAGUUCAAGUGGUUUCCGGAAUCGGUUAUAUCUUAACGUAUGAGAAGGUUAGAGAUAUUCUCUCCAAAAAUGACAUUCAUGACAGUCGUCUCAAAGGGUUGAUCGCCGGAGGUCCAUUUGAUGUGAUAUCACAACAUCUGAUGUUAAGCGGCCAGAAGAGUAAAAGCACUCAAACUAUACCUAAAUUACAAGUAGAUCCAAAUCAAAUGAAAGGUUUUGGAGCCGCAAAACACGUUAUUAAAGAACUCUAUAGAAUAGACGGCGGACUCAAAGCCUAUUAUAGGGGAUAUUUCUCAUCGGUAGCCACAUAUGUGCCCAGUAGUGCCCUUUGGUGGAUGUUUUACCCCAUGUUUUCUGAAAACAUAAUGCCUUUAUUUCCUGAGAAUACACCGCUUAUGUUAAUUCAAUGCACGUCCGGAUCUAUCUCUGGGAUGACUGUCGCAGUCAUAACCAAUCCAUUGGAUGUGUUGAGAGCCAACAUUCAGGUGCGAAGAAUCGUCGGUUCAUAUAUAUUAGCGAUGAAACAGCUCUGGGCUGAAGAGCACUUCAAUAUAUUUAAGAAGGGAUUGUCGGCCAGAAUUACUCAAAGCUGUAUAUCGUCUGCUUUUAUAGUCGCAGUCUCUAUCACUACAGCCACAGCUCAGCAAUGCCUGACUUAA